AUGAUUUCCCAGCAUAGAAGGCUUCUUGCGAAUAUCUGGAAACCAACACAUGCGAUGGUGCAAUCCAACGGAUACUGGCAAAUUCCAUUAGAAAAUGCUGAAGAUAAUUCAGCUUUUGCUACACCAGCAGGGUUAUUAAUUCGGAAGCCUGAGGAAUACCGUACUGAGAGACUUUCUCAAAGGAGAUGUCUUCUGUUACAUCGACUAUAUCAUGGGUCCACAUAUUUAGAACAACGACUGCCUUCAAGUUUAAGAGGAGUGUUUUCUCGGCAAAAACGAGUGGAAUUUCGAUUCAAGGCGGCAGAAGUGCCAUUUCCUUAG
Messenger RNA from Cooperia oncophora, 321 nucleotides. NCBI's taxonomy places the organism in Eukaryota, Metazoa, Nematoda, Chromadorea, Rhabditida, Trichostrongylidae. The record is from the annotation of a GenBank genome assembly.